Molecule: messenger RNA, 1431 nt
Organism: Aspergillus glaucus CBS 516.65
Lineage: Eukaryota; Fungi; Ascomycota; Eurotiomycetes; Eurotiales; Aspergillaceae
Product: putative aminotransferase family protein (LolT)
Exons: 1
Coding region: 1-1431 (476 amino acids)
Source: RefSeq, a predicted model, not a curated record
AUGUCCUCUCCAACUCCCUUCGGAGCCCCCAUGCUCAAACACUUCUCCUUCUUCCCCAACUUCAAAAACCUCAACCACGGCAUGCCCUCCCAUCUCCCCAGGUCAUAUAUCAGUUUAACUAACAAUAUACAAACAGGCUCCUUCGGCACCCAUCCCCUUUCCGUCCAAUACGCCCUGCACAAUCUCCAAUCCGAAGCCGAAUCCCGUCCAGACCCCUUCAUCCGCCGCACCACACCGCAAGCUCUUGAUUUAUCGCGACAAGAAAUCGCUUCCCUGCUCCAUGUUCCUAAAAAUGAGGUUGUGUUGGUGAAGAAUGCGACAACAGGCGUGCAUACUGUCCUACAUAACCUGGGUUUCAAGAAGGGAGAUGUGGUUUUGUACUUCGAUACGGUGUACGGGGCUGUGGAGCGGAUGUUGUUCUCGACCGUUGAGAUGACGGGCGUGGCAUUGAAGAAGGUGGAGUACCGAUUGCCAUUACAUCCAGAGGAAUUGGUUGCGAAGUUUAUGGAUGCUGUACGCGCAGCAAGGGAAGAAGGACUGAACGUCCGCGCCACGGUCUUCGAGACCAUCGUCAGCAUGCCCGGCGUCCGUUUCCCGUUCGAGCGUUUGGUCGAAGUAUGUCGCGCGGAGGGCAUUUUGAGUCUGAUUGACGGGGCACACGGCAUCGGCCACAUCCCGUUAGAUCUCGGAUCAUUGCAGCCGGAUUUCUUCACCAGCAACUGCCACAAAUGGCUCUACACCCCGCGCGGCUGCGCGGUCCUCUACGUUCCCCUCCGUCACCAACAUCUCAUCCGUACGACUCUUCCAACGUCCUGGGGGUAUAUCCCCGCCCCUGAUUCAGCGAGCACUAUCGGUGCAUCGACGAUGCAAACGGCUGGCGGUGGAAAGUCGGCGUUUGAGAGUUUGUUUGAGUUCGUGGCUACGACUGAUGAUACGCCGUACCUGUGUAUCCCGGCAGCCAUGAAAUUCCGCAGAGAAACCUGCGGCGGGGAUGAGCGCAUCUUCGCAUACUUGGAAGAACUAUCCAAUGAAGCCGCUGAUAUCGUUGCGGGUGAGCUGGGAACGGAAGUCAUGCAAGAGCCCGGGAUACAGCAUUGGAGGGAAUCUUUGCUGCGGAAAUGUGCGAUGACUACUAUCCGGUUGCCGAUUCCUACUCAGGAUGGUACGGAUCUUUCGCCUGAUGCUGGGAAGAAAAGGGUUUGUAUGCCCUUGGCCGCGGAUGAAGUGCAGGGUGUUUGUCGGUGGAUGCAGGAUACGUUGGUUGAUGAGUAUGACACAUUUCUACCUGUGUUCCCGCAUGGAGGGUGGCUCUGGACAAGGUUGAGCGCGCAGGUUUACCUGGAAAAGAGUGAUUUCGAAUGGGUGGCUCCUAUUCUGGGGGAGUUGUGUGAACAGGUUGGCAAGAAAUACCAACCCGAAGCCAAGCUAUAG